AUGUCGAUUCCUAGAGAGUGCACUGUGUUGGUAGUGGGCGGCGGACCCGCUGGGUCGUAUGCUGCUUCGGUCCUUGCCCGCGAAGGCAUCGACACGGUCGUUUUGGAGGCAGAUACAUUCCCCAGAUAUCACAUCGGCGAAAGCUUGCUACCAUCUAUGAGAUAUUUCCUCGAUCAUAUUGAUCUAUACUCCAAGUUCGACAGUCACGGUUUCCAGAAAAAGAAAGGGGCCGCAUUCAAAUUUCUGUCGACUUUGCCCAGUGACGAGUAUACCGAUUUUAUCGCCUCCGGUGGAGCUGGCCAUCAUGCCUGGAAUGUCGUCCGCUCGGAGGCAGAUAACAUCCUGUUCGAGCAUGCCGGCGACAGCGGCGCAAAGGUUUUUGACGGUGUUAAAGUGAACACGGUCCAAUUCGCACACCAGCACACCACAGAGGGCUUCUCAGUCCAUGACGAAGACCAAGUCGGUCGCCCAGAUUCUGCUUCCUGGUCACGCAAGGACGGUAGCACCGGAGAUGUUCGAUUCGAGUAUCUUGUUGAUGCGUCUGGGCGAGCAGGCCUACUUGCGACCCGAUAUAUGAAAAUCCGUCAUUACAACCAAGGUCUCAAGAGUACCGCCACCUGGGGUUAUUGGGAGGGUGCUGGAAAAUACGGCGAGGGAACCCAUCGCGAAGGAGAUCCUUACUUUGAGGCGAUUAAAGAUGGAAGCGGGUGGGUGUGGUUUAUCCCACUGCACAACAACACGACAUCAGUUGGAGUCGUCAUAAGGCAAGACCGUCUUGCUUCCAGGAAGCGAGCGAAGUCUAGUGCCGAAUUCUACCAACAAGCCGUGGAGGACACUCCCGGAAUUGCCCGACUCCUCCAGAAUGCACGUCUCACGUCUGAGCUCAAGUCCGCAUCUGACUGGUCGUAUCAUGCCUCCGCCUAUGCCGGGCCAUUCUUCCGCAUCUGUGGUGAUGCGGGCUGCUUCAUUGACCCGCUCUUUUCAUCCGGUGUGCAUCUUGCAAUUGCCAGCGGUCUCUCGGCAGCCGUAACGAUCUGUGCCGCACGAAAAGGAGACUGUAGCGAGGCGGAGGCAGGCAAUUGGCACACGCGGAAGGUUGCUGAAGGAUAUACUCGAUUCCUGCUGAUAGUGACUAGUGCUCUGAGACAGAUUUAUGGAACCGAGGAGCAUGUGCUGAAUGAGCUCGGCGAGAGUGACUUUACCCGAGCUUUCGAGAAUUUCAAACCGAUCAUUCAAGGUCAUGUCGAUCUUGAAGGCAAACUAAACCAGGAAGAGAUUGAUAGAGCUGUGGAGUUCUGCGUUCAUGUGCUGCAAAAGGCAGACCAGUUCGGUGGGCCAGCCCUGGAAUCGGCAAGAGAACUGGGAAUAGUUCACAAAGGCUUUGCUGGAGGCGUCGGCAAGGAGAAAGUCGGUGGUGAAACGCUGAAGAAGAUUGUUCACAUGGCCCGUGGUGGUAACAGUGUCGACGAGUUCAGGACGGACGUGAUCAACGGAAUGGCCCCGAACAUAAGCCGUGGAAGACUCGGUCUUGUCAAGGUCGAUACAGCAUGA
Molecule: messenger RNA, 1551 nt
Organism: Aspergillus terreus NIH2624
Lineage: Eukaryota; Fungi; Ascomycota; Eurotiomycetes; Eurotiales; Aspergillaceae
Exons: 6
Coding region: 1-1551 (516 amino acids)
Molecular function (GO): monooxygenase activity
Source: RefSeq, a predicted model, not a curated record